CUCGUAUUGAGAAACCCUGCCAUUGGUCGUGGUACGAACAUUGCCAGGAUUUGAGGGUUCAUCGAAACCAUUCUCGCCGCUCAUGCAGAAAAAGGAAGGGUAUGAUAGGAGUGACGGAUAUUGUCUUGUACAUAGAACCGUGACUUGACGUCAAAUCCUCUUGUGCUCAACAGAACUGAGAAAGAGUAUUAAGGCAAAGUCUAGAAUGUCAGUUUAGUAUUGAUACACGCAACAACAGGAUUCGAUACCUCGCUCUCUUCUACAAAAUACUUCAUCAUGGAGAAAACCGUCGGUGUCGUUGGUCUUGGUGUCUAUCGGCAUGUAGCUGCAAGCACGGAUACUACCUUUGAAAACACUCCAUAUCGUAUGGCAGCCAUCGUCGAUCUAAGUAAUCCUCCCGAAGCUUUCAGGUACACGCCUCACAAUUUGGGCGUUGUUCUCCAUUGCCUCCAGCCCAGACCUCUGGUCUUUGUGACUGGUGCUGCGAUUAGCCAUGAGAUGACGAAUGAAUCCAUACGAGUUUGGGAAGAAUUUGUGAAAGCCACAGGCACUGAAAAGACUCUGGUCAUCAAUCUUCAAGGAGAUCCUCCGGCGGACGGAAAUUGGAGAGCCGAGAUAAUGCGUAGAUUGGACGAAAAGUACAGGAACAACAACACGUCAAACUGA
Molecule: messenger RNA, 666 nt
Organism: Mollisia scopiformis
Lineage: Eukaryota; Fungi; Ascomycota; Leotiomycetes; Helotiales; Mollisiaceae
Exons: 2
Coding region: 277-666 (129 amino acids)
Source: RefSeq, a predicted model, not a curated record